GCAGCCCCCGGUUACUACGACACCAGCUGCUUUAAGCGGGGGGACCUGCUGGAGGUGCCCCGCACCCUCUUCAUCCACUUCGGCAUCUACCUGGGAGAGAACCGCGUCGCCCACCUGAUGCCCGACAUCCUGCCCGCCCUCACCGCCGACCGCCGGCAGAUCCAGCAGGUCGUCACCAACAAGCGGCUCAUCCUGGGGGUCAUCACCAAAACGGCCAGCAUCCGAGUGGACACGGUGGAGGACUUCGCCUACGGCGGCCGGAUCUUGGUCCACCCCAUGAGCCGGCUCAGGAGCCAGCGUCAAAGUUGCUCUUCGCCCCACACCAUGCUCUGGAGAGCCCCUGUGAGAGCUGGGGGGUCUGCAGGGGAGAGGGUGGGCAUCUCCUGGCUAAAACUUUAGUCCUUAACCCUGAUCUUUUCCUCUUUAACCCCGAUCUUUUCCUAAUUUUUCUUAUCUUUUCAGUUCUGUGAGACUGUGAAGAUGAUUAUUCGGGACCAGAGAAGCGUCCUCGCUUCAGUGCUCGUGGGAUUAGCAUCAAUAUUCUGCCUGGGUUUGGCACCCUCCACCACGCUCCCCACUAUCUUUAUUCCCUUCUUUCUGUGGAUGGCUGGCUGA
Molecule: messenger RNA, 615 nt
Organism: Mesitornis unicolor (brown roatelo)
Lineage: Eukaryota; Metazoa; Chordata; Aves; Mesitornithiformes; Mesitornithidae
Gene: LRAT
Product: lecithin retinol acyltransferase (phosphatidylcholine--retinol O-acyltransferase)
Exons: 2
Biological process (GO): retinol metabolic process
Molecular function (GO): phosphatidylcholine-retinol O-acyltransferase activity
Source: RefSeq, a predicted model, not a curated record